AUGAUUGGGUUGAAGUAUAGUGCUGUUGAUUUCAAAAGAAUUAAGGACUUGUGCUCAACAGCUGCUGAACAACAACAACUAGAUUAUUCCUUCCAAGGCACAAUGAAGUUUGAAAUGGAAAAAUUAUUUUCUCAAUUGGAAGCAUCAGGGCAGAAAAGUUUAUUAAACUUCUCUCCUUGUUUUGGAUCGUUACCAGGUCAUCAAAACUUUUUACUUGAAUCUGAAAAAGAAGAUUUUAGUCCAAAGUGUGUCACAGAAUUUCCUAUGAUAAUUUAUCAGGUGAAACCCAUUCAUAAAAGUGAAAACAAAUCAAAAUCUCGCAAACGUUUAAAACUGUCUUCUAUAGAAAGUGGAAAAUCAAUGGAAGAAAAUAAAUUAUUAUGGUCAAACAAAAAACAAAAACAGGACACUACAAACAACUCAAGAAAACCAGAACAACUAAUUCAAACGUAUGCAGAAAACAUUUCAAAAAAUAGCAUUUCAGCAGAUACACCAGUGCUAAAUAUGACCCCGACGCCAACCAAAAGAGAAAAAUCGCCAGAAGCUGACAAGAAGCCAUCCGACCGAAGAACUAGAAGAGUUUAUAGCGAACAUGAAACAGAAAUACUUGAAAAUGCUUUUCAAAAUUCCAAUGGAUAUCCAGAAAAAUCUGUAAUUCUACACAUCUGCAAGAUUCUGAAUGUAGAUGAAGAAAGGAUCAGAAAUUGGUUUCAGAACAGACGAGCUAAGUGUAAAAAACCCGCAAAAGUUGCUCCAAAAUCUCCGUUCAAAUUGGUACCUAUUGCGCCGGCAACUAAUGGAAUAAUGAACAACGUGAAUUCUAUUCAGAAUCCUUAUCUCCUGCAGAUGCCAAGCUUCAUGAAUUCACCAACAAAUUUCAGUUAUGCUCCAAGAAUUUCAUAA
Molecule: messenger RNA, 903 nt
Organism: Helobdella robusta
Lineage: Eukaryota; Metazoa; Annelida; Clitellata; Rhynchobdellida; Glossiphoniidae
Exons: 1
Coding region: 1-903 (300 amino acids)
Molecular function (GO): DNA binding
Source: RefSeq, a predicted model, not a curated record